AUGAAAACUGGGCAGGAAUGUCUGGGCUACGGCAAGCUGUUCAUCUGGAACCAGGGUGUGGCCAGUAGGGGCAAGAUGAUGGGCAAGACCUAUGCAAUGCCAGAUCACCGGCCACUUACCACGACGAUCGAAGGAGAAGGAAAUAGUAGGGCUUGGACUUUCUCAUGUGAUCGAAAGCCCAGAAUUCUCAACCCUAAUGAUCUCUGGGCACCGCUGUAUAUGUCUCCGGUUGACCCACUUUUCCAAGACAUGAAUAAUCCCUCUAGACGUUACCUAUGCCAUUUUGCUACGAUUCUCUGCGAAGACCUUGUGAUAUCUGAUGUUCCCAACGAAAACCCAUUCCGCAGCCUGAUUCCCACCUGUAGGGACCAUCCUAUCUUGCUCCAAAUCAUAGUUGCCAAUGCUGCGAUGCAUAUCUCGAGCAUGGGCCGUCCACGCUUUGACCUACACAAUGGCAGCGUACAAGGAUCACUCUUAGAUGGUACGCCCGUGAAUACCGUGAGUCUUACAAGAUAUUCGACAGACUCCCCGGCCGGUGCAACCCUAGAUGCCCUGUCAGCAAAGCACAAAGCAAUCCACCUUCUCACGGCAGCUUUAGAGAAUUUACCAUCCACAGAUGUCGACCUCAUAGUGACAGUUAUACUCCUCUUUAUCAACCUGGAGCUCAUCGACUCCGGCAAAAAUGCAUGGAGAGCGCAUGUUGAAGGCGCAAUAGCACUGAUCAUCUCUCUCAAGCCGUUCCAGAAAGACCAAAUAUCUCCAAUAGCAUUAAUUCGCGAUCGCAUCACCUCUGAUUGCUUAACGUAUCAUGUCCUGGGCUCAACCCUCACAAACUCCCCCACCUUCUUGGAUCCAUUCGCUCUUCCCAUCGAUAUCCUCAGACGAUCCGAAGCAAACAGCUAUCUGUCCUUCCCAACAACCCUCCUGCAGAUCCUCUUCCGCGCAUGUGAACUAUCUAAUAUGGCCUUGACUCUUCCUGCCAGCGAAACCCCUGCUCUAAUCAACGAAGCGUCUUCCUUACUAAGUGCCGCGCAAUCCUUCAAUGUGACCGCCUGGGCCAACACCGUCGAAGGCGCCCCGACACACCGGACCCCAAACCGCAUCCACACAGCCCUUGCCCACCAAAAUGCAGUAUGCAUCUACAUAUACCGAAGUAUCACCCAUCCUCCCCCCGAUAUGAACUCAGAUGCCCUAGUUACGGAGAUAAUCUAUCACCUCUCAUUCAUCGAUCCCAAGGAUCCUCUGUCGAAAGCCACCUCGUGGCCGACUUUCAUUGCGGGCGCGGAGACUGAUAAUCCCGUCUAUCGGCAGUGGGCUCUAGAUCGUUUAAGUUUAUUAUGGAAUGUUCUACCGUGGGGGUAUGUGCAAACUGCAGUGGAGGUUAUGCAGAUGGCUUGGAGAUUGAGGGAUAAGUCUGGCCCUGAUUCUACGGGAGUAGGUGGUUGGGUUCAGCAGUUGAAGGUGUCGGGGAAUCAUUGGUUGAUUGCCUGA
Molecule: messenger RNA, 1491 nt
Organism: Aspergillus pseudotamarii
Lineage: Eukaryota; Fungi; Ascomycota; Eurotiomycetes; Eurotiales; Aspergillaceae
Product: transcription factor domain-containing protein
Exons: 3
Coding region: 1-1491 (496 amino acids)
Biological process (GO): positive regulation of transcription by RNA polymerase II
Cellular component (GO): nucleus
Molecular function (GO): DNA-binding transcription factor activity; transcription cis-regulatory region binding
Source: RefSeq, a predicted model, not a curated record